AUGAAAGAAAUUAGUACCACUAAACUUUGUCAACAUUCCAAACGCCCUUUAUACCCCAACCUUAAGAGCAUCAAGGAGUUGAUUUACAAGCGUGAAUAUGGAAACGUGAACAGGCAGAGAAUUUCUUUGACUGAUAUUUCUAUCCUCGAGCAGGAGGCAAUCCUGGUGAACGAACUUGAUGUUGUCGCUGCACGCACAUGGACAUCGCAACUGAUUAUCCUCUUCGCCGAAAUUUCGGCAGAUCCGACACACAUCGCCCCCGCCAUCACCGCUGUUCUUAACGCUAUCGUUGCCCCCGUUGCUGUUUUCUCCCUGCAGAAAACCGAUCGACGACGUCGUGGUUUCCGACAGCACCACGGAGGAAGGUUCGCCAUCUCGGCACCAGCGCCGCAGCCGUCUCCGGUCCGAUCUUCAUCGAUCGGUGGAGAAUCCGGUGGAUCUCGAUUUUCUCUCUCCUAA
Messenger RNA from Striga asiatica, 459 nucleotides. NCBI's taxonomy places the organism in Eukaryota, Viridiplantae, Streptophyta, Magnoliopsida, Lamiales, Orobanchaceae. The record is from the annotation of a GenBank genome assembly.